AUGACGUUCAAUAUCACUAUAGGCCCAUCCCAGCUCGACUCAGACAGCUCAGGCGUGGAGGUAUCACCUCCGUCCGUUGGGAGCUACAGUUAUCGGGGCCCGUAUGAUGAAUGGGCAGAAGUCUCUGAUCCAGAGGAACUGAAGCCUAGCGAUUCAGCUAGGAGACCAUGGACAAGUGCGAGAGAAAAACCAAAACCAGAAUCUCCAGGAUACGUAUACGCCGCAGAAGAAUUCGGGCCAUCAUACAGCAAUCGCGACAAUAAUUGUUUGAUCUGUGCCGGCGACAAAGACCAAGACAAAGACAUUACCGUCCAUCUCAAUAUCGAAGCAGGCCUGGAUAUAAGCCAUGAUUUAGGAAAUUUGGCUCGACUGAGUCGAUUGGGUCAUUUCUAUCAGGCAGUUCAGCUUUUUGAGGAUCGCCUCGCGCCACACGUCGAUUUCUUCCCCGUCGUGGCCGAAUUCGCAGACCUUCUUCUGGAGCAAGAAAACUUCGGCCAACUUUCCAAAUUCAUAUCCAGUCGGCUCACUGACCCUCACGUAAAAUACUCUGAUGAGGAGGUUCUUUUACUGAAGGUCAUCAAAUCGCUUGCCGAGAUCUAUACCAGAGGAGCAGUAAUACCCGCAUUGGAAAUGUCGACAGAGGCGUUGAAACACCUCACAAGCAACCACCGCUCUCAAUCGUCAGAACACAUUGCCGGAUCGCAGAUCCAACUUGUGGAGGCUUGUGUGCGCAUCAUCGCAUAUGCAGCUGCACACUCAAACUUCCUGGAGAGCGAACGUUUCAAGUCCCUGUUGCACUGGUCGUUGACUGACGACGGAUUAAUAAGAUGGACAAACGAUGAUGAAGACUACUAUCGUAUGCCACCACCACCACCGCCGCCGCCCCCACGAUCAUCACGAUCAGCAUACGCACGCUACAGAUCAGACUACCGGGCAUUCCACUCCAAAAAAGAGACUUCUCGUCACCGCUCUGCAGGCAGAGGCAAUGCGUUGCAGGGGAAAUGCCCUCAAAUUGGUCCUUGGUAUCGUCUCUUGGUCCAAGAAGGAUUUCUGUGGGAGUCGCACCGUAUCUUACGCGCUAUACUACCUUUAUUUGCAUCCAGGCAAGGGCAUUACGUCGACGACGGUAGUUUUGAAGAAUUUGCCCAGCUUGACGACAUAUCCAAAGCCGGUGAAGUCUUCCUUCAGCCCAAAGGUGUUGUGACGGAUGACGAGCAGGCACUCUUGACAGAGUUUGCAAAUGCAUGCCUCCUUGCGCGCUUCCUGAAUGAUGGAUCUGCUCCUGAAGCUGUCCGUACGACUCAUAGCCAAUUCUUCAAUAAGUCUCAUUCCCUAGCAUCGGCCAUUCUUUCCGCGCACCCACACUUGAUCAAAAGCCGAACGUAUCUGGAUUGGGCGUUGCUCGAGAGUACUCGGGAAUUAUCGACAAUUUGUCAAUUGGCGGACAAUCAGCAGAGAUCGGUUGCGGAGAGAUGGCCGCAUGAUAUUCCCAGCGGGGUGCAAUCUCUUCAUCCGAGAGACCCGAUCGUGGAGACAGCAGGACUAACACAGACCUUGAGCAAUCCCUUGCGAUAUAGAAACCUCGAUAUCAUUUCUGCAAGCGCCAGAGAGCUCGGAGACUAUCGUCUUGAGGAGGCAGUGCUCCAGAAAAUUUACCAACUCUCGCGUGAUUUUGAACAAAGGCUCCAGGCCGUGCAGGCCCGGGCACGGUUACAUUAUGGCACGCUGCAGAAUGCUUCGGGUUAUCUAAGCUGCUUAAUUGACGAGUUUCGGCUGCUUGAUUCUGGCGACUCCACCAGCCGUGAAGGGAUGCGCAAAGACCUCCAGCGCCGUCUAGCUGAAUUUAACGCCUCCUUCCCGUUCCGCUUUGAUUACACCGAAACCUUCCGUCAGAACUCGGCCAUUGUCUUCUUUGACAAUCCAUUGUUGAAACGCAUGGAAAGAAAGGUUUCAUAUCUCCUCCUGAAAAGCCUGGGCCGGGAUGUAGAAGCGGAAUUAGCCAGGGUGCAGCUGGCUGAUGUCGAAUGCCAUCUUCCGAGGCUUGAUUCCACUCCGUUGCAGCCACCAGCGGCGGCGGUGCACGACGAACGCGGCAAUCAUAGUAGCCCAGCCCAGAUUCCAGUGACGGCAACAGAGAAGAAAAAUGACCCGCCCGUUGGUUGGCCUUCGGCUCGUGCGAUCUUACCGGAAAGCUAUCGCAGCGGAGACGCGACAGAUGAGGUUGCACAAAUCUGGGAGAAACGGCUCGUGAACAUGCGUAAGGAGCUCGCUGAAGAAAAGCGCAAGGAAAGAGAGGCUAAAGAGACGGCGCGGCUCGCAUGCGAGAAAUUGAAACUUGCAGAAGAAAGAGCAGGCGCAGCAGAGGCAUCAUCGCAUGCCAUGCCUGGCGCAGCGCAGCAGUUAAUUACGUUGAAGGACCCUGCAGGUCGGGAGUUCCUAUUUCCCUUUGAACAGUGUCGUUCCUUUACGGCAUUCGAGGUGCUCAUGCAGCGAGUUCUCGUUCAUGAUUCCAUUCUUUCGCAACAUAUUUCCAAUGGCGAUUAUGAGCUCAUUGGGCCUGGCGGCAACCCCGUAUCCCGCGUCGAUUGGGACUCGGUCAUUCAACCAGGUUCGACGAUCACGAUGCGCUCAAAGCCUGAUUCGGGACAGGAACCAUCUCAGACGCCAGAAAAGGAGGAUGACGACUGGGGGCUUGGUUCGUGA
Molecule: messenger RNA, 2703 nt
Organism: Aspergillus terreus NIH2624
Lineage: Eukaryota; Fungi; Ascomycota; Eurotiomycetes; Eurotiales; Aspergillaceae
Exons: 3
Coding region: 1-2703 (900 amino acids)
Source: RefSeq, a predicted model, not a curated record